CGGCGCUGGGGGCAGCUUCGAGGAGGUGCCGGGGGCGCCCAGCGGACCCGCACGCACCCCGAGGCUUAUCAGGCGGGGCCCGGGUGUUGGGGGGCGACUGGCAGCCAUGGCGGAGUCGGCGCCUGCUCGGCACAGGAGGAAGCGCCGCUCCACCCCUUUGACUUCCUCCACGCUGCCCCCACAAGCACCAGAGAAAAGCUCCUAUUUGCAGACCACAGAUAUCUCACUCUGGACAGUGGUGGCCGCUAUUCAAGCUGUGGAGAAGAAGAUGGAGUCCCAGGCCGCCCGGCUGCAGAGCCUGGAGGGCCGGACAGGGACGGCCGAGAAGAAGCUGGCUGACUGCGAGAAGACGGCCGUGGAGUUGGGGAACCAGCUGGAGGGCAAGUGGGCGGUGCUGGGGACCCUGCUGCAGGAGUACGGGCUGCUGCAGAGGCGGCUGGAGAACGUGGAGAACCUGCUGAGGAACAGGAACUUCUGGGUCCUGCGGCUGCCCCCGGGCAGCAAGGGCGAGGCGCCCAAGGUGCCCAGGUCACUUGAAAAUGAUGGAGUCUGUUUUUCAGAGCAGGAGUGGGCGAACCUGGAGGACUGGCAGAAGGAGCUCUACACAAAUGUGAUGAAAAGCAACUAUGAGACUCUGGUCUCUCUAAAGGUGCUUGGCCAGCCGGAAGGAGAAGCAGAGUUGGGUACAGAGAUGCUGGGUGACUUGGAGGAGGAAGACUCUCGUGGUGUCCACCCGGUGGAAGGGGUUAUGAUCAAGCAGGAGAUACAGUACACGCAGGACGGCUCUGCGGACCUUCCUGGAGAGUUCUCGGGCAUUGCCGAAGAGCACGCUUUCCUGAGCCCGGAGCAGCCUGAGCUCUGGGAUGGUCAGGGACGUUCUGUCCUCUUGGAAUCAGGUCCCGGGGACACUAAUCCAGAGGAGCCCAUUGCGGGCAGUAGAGACCCUAGCGGUGGCAGAACUCUGGGCUGCCCCCCGAAGCAGAAGUCUAACAGGCAGCUGCAGCUGGGUCAGCAGUGUGGGCAGGGCCUGAAGCUGAAAAGGGACACUGCUGGCCCCUACGAAUGUUCCGAGUGCGAGGCCAUCUUCCGCUGUAAGCAGCAGCUGGCCGCACAUCUGCGGACCCACCCCGGAUGGGAGCCUUACACGGCCUCGGAGCCAGAGGAGAGCCUUCGGCCCCGGCCCCGGCCCCGGCUUAAGCCCCAGCCCCGGAAGGCGAAGCUGCACCAGUGUGAUGUCUGCACAAGGAGCUUCAGCUGCAGGGUGAGCCUGCUGACCCACCAGCGCUGCCACCUGCAGGAGGGGCCCGGGGCCGGCCGCCGGGUCCAGGAGCGGUUCUCACCCAACAGCCUGGUCGCCCUGCCCGGCCACAUUCCUUGGAGGAAAAGCCGGAGCGCCCUCAUCUGUGGUUACUGCGGCAAGAGCUUCAGCCACCCGUCCGACCUGGUGCGGCACCAGCGCAUCCACACGGGCGAGCGGCCCUACAGCUGCCCUGAGUGUGAGAAGAGCUUUGUCCAGAAGCAGCACCUCCUGCAGCACCAGAAGAUCCACCAGCGGGAGCGGGGCGGGCCAGCCCUGGAGCCCGGAAGGCCCAACGGCCUGCUUUAGGGGUGCCAGCCCCUCGCCCGACUGGGGGAGGCGGAGGGGGCUGGCACUGUUCCCCCGAAGAGACAGUGUAGCGUCAGGGACUGACUGCUUUCCGAGGGGAGUCACUUUGAUUUGCUUUCCCUUGACCAGGCGCCAGGCCGAGCCCAAAGGCUGUCCUGAAAACCACGGAAGAGGAAGAGUCGGGGCCAGGCCUGUCCUGCUGUCUUUACACUGCUGCCGAGUUUGCCAUCUCUGUGGCACCGUCAAGUCUCUGCUCUUCCCAUCCGAGUUGAUAGUCGUGGGCUGGGGUUGGCUCUCUGAGCCCGCAGGGCUGGUGGCCUGUUCCAGGGCCCGUCCCGGCAUUCAGGUCUUCCCGAGGGUUGAGUCGGGCCAAAGGAGCGAGCAGAUGUGUGGAAGCAUUUAGCCCUCUAGUUGCUCUUCUUGUGUCAUCUGCUUGUUAAUAACAAGUAGAAGAAAUAAUUUAAAUGAACUGCUCACCGUGCUCUGAAGAACUUUUUUUUUUUGGAAUUAGAUUUUAGUUGGUUAAAAAAAAAGUCUGACAAUUUUUAAAUUUCCAGAGUUGUAGAAGUUGUUCCUAACAUGGGGACUGGGCCUGCCCUCUGGGAGGGGAUCAUUUAUGGGGCUCUUUUAGCCCACCCACGUUUAGUUAGGCCAGAGAUCAGGGCCGUAGUGCUGGGCCCCCUCUUGUGCGGGUGCUUGGCACUCCGAAUAGGGCUACCUGACCGAGGGGAGGAGAGUAGUAGGGUUAGACCCCAGAGCCCCUGCUGGGAAUGAAGCGUCCUGCAGAGGAGCUGAGAUGUGGUCCUGCUUCUCUGAGUUGGGGUUUCUCUCUGCUCUUCCAUCCCAUCCUUGCUGCCAUUCUGCAGCCUCCCGGCGUAGAAGACUACUUUUUACUUAUGUUUGUUCAGCUUAUACCAGUGGUUACUUGAGUUGGUUUUUAUGAUACCAGUUGUUUCUUGAGGUUGUUCAGAUCACACACUUUCCACAGUAGUUCUGGGACUGACUGUUCCUGAAAUGAUGGGAAGAAAAGCACACAGAUGCCCAUCUCUCAGGAGUGUUGAAUGCCUGCCCCACUAUUGUUUGGGGAGAUGAGAGUGGGCUCCUGGGUCCUAUGUGAAUGUCCCCUUUGAUGUUUGCAGUUGCCUAGAAUAAAACUUACCACUAGCAAAAAAAAAA
Messenger RNA from Mesoplodon densirostris (Blainville's beaked whale), 2782 nucleotides. It is a transcript of the gene ZNF212, whose product is annotated as zinc finger protein 212. Bases 107 to 1606 code for a protein of 499 amino acids. NCBI's taxonomy places the organism in Eukaryota, Metazoa, Chordata, Mammalia, Artiodactyla, Ziphiidae. The transcript has 5 exons. Gene Ontology annotation, biological process: regulation of DNA-templated transcription. The record is from RefSeq and is a predicted model, not a curated record.